This is a messenger RNA of Hydatigera taeniaeformis, 594 nucleotides long. The record is from the annotation of a GenBank genome assembly. NCBI's taxonomy places the organism in Eukaryota, Metazoa, Platyhelminthes, Cestoda, Cyclophyllidea, Taeniidae.
AUGACAAAUUUGGAGUACAAGCUUGUGGUUCUCGGUAGUGGAGGUGUUGGGAAGAGUGCUUUGACCGUACAGUUUGUUCAAGGAAUAUUUGUUGAAAAAUACGAUCCGACAAUUGAGGACAGUUACAGGAAAAAGGUUGAGUCCUUGUCAGAGGUUUUAUUCUUGCAGGAACAAUUUACAGCGAUGCGAGACCUAUACAUGAAGAAUGGUCAGGGCUUUGUUCUGACGUACUCUAUUACUUCUCCUCCCAGUUUGUUCGAUCUUUUUGAUCUUCGAGAGCACAUAAUUCGCGUCAAGGACACUGAAAAUGUGCCCAUUGUCCUUGUUGGAAAUAAAUGUGAUCUGGAAGACGAGAGAGCUGUUGGUAAGGAGGAAGGUCAAAAGCUUGCACGGCGAUGGAAUUGUUCGUUUAUGGAAACGAGUGCGAAAUCAAAGAUUAAUGUUUCCGAAGUAUGCUCUUUGCCAUCAUUUCUAUGCACAUCAUUUUUGCUUCAAGAAUACUCAUUAAUUAGUCAAUAUGGCUUAAUCUCUGAGGUGAAUGUGAUCACCUUCCUUCUCAUUCAUGUGCUUUGGAUUCUUACGUUGUCCUAUUAA